AUGCUAGAGGGUUUUGCAGGAGUUUCCCCAUUUCUGGACCAAUCGGCUACUAGAUGUAGUGAUGAUGCAGAAUGCAAUGUCUGGAGAAAAAUAGUUCGUGUUUCAGAAUUAACUCUGGACCCUCCAGAGGGAAUUAUUGCUGGACCUGUUAGUGAAGACAACUUCUUCGAAUGGGAAUGUUUAAUCACAGGUCCCGAUGAGACAUGCUUUGCAAACGGUGUAUUUCCAGCAAAAAUUAUUUUCCCUCAGGAUUACCCACUCUCACCGCCAAAAAUGCAGUUUCUUUGUGAUAUCUUCCAUCCGAACAUUUACCCUGAUGGCCGUGUAUGCAUCAGCAUCCUUCAUGCUCCUGGUGAUGAUCCAACUGGUUAUGAAUCGAGUGCUGAACGAUGGUCACCAGUGCAGUCUAUCGAAAAAAUAUUACUGUCUGUAGUAUCUAUGCUUGCUGGCAAAUUAGUGUUUUAUGAAAUUCAGUUUUCAGAACCAAACGAUGAAAGUGCUGCCAACGUAAACGCAGCAAAAAUGUGGCGUGAAAAUCGGCAACAAUUUGAACGUAUCGCCGAUAAUUUGGUGCGAAAGACCUUAUGCCUACCACCCAAUGACUCGUUGUAA
Thelazia callipaeda (thelaziosis nematode) is the source of this 612-nucleotide messenger RNA. Lineage: Eukaryota; Metazoa; Nematoda; Chromadorea; Rhabditida; Thelaziidae. The record is from the annotation of a GenBank genome assembly.